AUAAAAAAAAGGGGCCGAAAAUCGGGGGAUGAAUGUAACAGAGGCGGAAACCACAAGCAGCCCCUGCUUUCGCUCUGCGUCGAAUCCACUCUUACCGACUUCGAAUUCUUCUUCUUCUUCUUCUCGAGACGUCAGGUGCACCAAGACAUGGCAGUUAAACCCACAGUUGCAUUGAGGGCUAUCCUUGUUGGGGGGUUAGCCGCAUUUGCGAAAAUAGGUGGCGUUAUGAAGGCCGCAGGUGGUGUAAAGUUGGGGGCGGCUGCAGCUGCAGUGACGGCUGCCGCAACUGCAGCUGUGAGCUCUAAGCAGGAUCAGAAAGAUGCUCCCCGCCAAUCCUGAAGCCUUUUUAGGCUUCUGCAGCCGGGAGGAGAUGUUUGUAGGAUAAUUAUACUCACCAUUGAGGUUUUCCCUUUUCUUCCGUUUUUGGGGUUUCUCAUGUGAGCUGUUAGAAAAGCUGGUCUUGUCCAGGAUCGAGCCAAAUUUGUACUAAGAUGGUGAGAAAAGUCUGGAAAUAAGAUUUGUUCUGACUUGUACUCCAAAUAGGUUAUUGAAAUAGAAAGCGAUUCUUUUUUAUUC
This is a messenger RNA of Eucalyptus grandis, 576 nucleotides long. RefSeq lists its product as uncharacterized. The transcript is spliced from 2 exons. The coding region runs from base 148 to 339 and encodes 63 amino acids. NCBI's taxonomy places the organism in Eukaryota, Viridiplantae, Streptophyta, Magnoliopsida, Myrtales, Myrtaceae. The record is from RefSeq and is a predicted model, not a curated record.